This is a messenger RNA of Camelus dromedarius (Arabian camel), 6412 nucleotides long. It is a transcript of the gene RFFL, whose product is annotated as ring finger and FYVE like domain containing E3 ubiquitin protein ligase. Gene Ontology annotation, cellular component: cytoplasm; plasma membrane. The transcript has 7 exons. Gene Ontology annotation, molecular function: ubiquitin protein ligase activity. The record is from RefSeq and is a predicted model, not a curated record. Gene Ontology annotation, biological process: proteasome-mediated ubiquitin-dependent protein catabolic process; protein K48-linked ubiquitination; negative regulation of extrinsic apoptotic signaling pathway via death domain receptors. Bases 517 to 1596 code for a protein of 359 amino acids. Lineage: Eukaryota; Metazoa; Chordata; Mammalia; Artiodactyla; Camelidae.
UGAUCUUCAGCUUGUGUGAGGCAGGCAUGUUACUAUGAGAUCUUUCCUUAAAGCUAUAGCUGUGGUUAUAUGGGUUUAAAACUCUGGAAUCACGAUUGUGGAGUUUUCAAGCCUGAAUGUCUGCCCCUGCAUCCCCCCCCCACCAAAGCUCUAAUGCUAUUAGCGUGAGUAAUAGUUCAGCAAAUAUCUGGCGUUAACGUUUGCCUUGCAGUAGGGUGGGAAGAAAGCUGUAAAGUGACUCUGCUCUUGUUUCCUGUUUCACUUUCCACACCCUAACCGUAACCUCGGGAGAAGAGCACUUUAGAAAGAAUUGUAUGAUCAUCAGCCGGUUGCUUAAACGCGGUGCUGCCAGAACGCUAGUCCCCUCAGAGUGUACUCCCCUGGCCACCCAGGGUCCUAGGAAUCGUCUGCGGCUGGAAGAGGGCUGGGCAGGUGAAUAAAUGACAGCUGUCAGGAAGUGUGCAGGAUGCUGUGAGAGUACAGCCCACAGAAGGUUUGCCUGAGAAAGAUUUUAUCAUGUGGGCAACCUGCUGCAACUGGUUCUGCCUGGAUGGACAGCCUGAGGAGGCCCCACCGCCCCAGGGAACCAGGACGCAGGCCUAUUCCAAUCCUGGGUACAGCUCCUUCCCUUCCCCGACAGGCUCGGAACCAAGCUGCAAGGCCUGUGGGGCCCACUUCGCAAACAUGGCCAGGAAGCAGACCUGCUUGGACUGUAAGAAAAACUUCUGCAUGACCUGUUCGAGCCAAGUCGGGAGCGGGCCCCGCCUCUGCCUUCUCUGCCAACGCUUCCGAGCCACAGCCUUCCAGCGGGAGGAGCUCAUGAAGAUGAAGGUGAAGGACCUGAGGGACUAUCUCAGCCUCCAUGACAUCUCCACUGAAAUGUGCCGGGAGAAGGAGGAGCUGGUGUUCUUGGUGCUCGGCCAGCAGCCUGCCAGCGCCCAGGAGGGCAGGACUCACGCCCCUACCCUGUCCCCAGACUUACCCGAGCAGCAGGCCUUCCUGAGCCAGCCUCACACCAGCACGGGACCGCCUACCUCCCCUAGCCUCCCCUCCUCACCUGCACCGGCCACCUCUGCGCCGCCAGCCCGGGCUCAGGCCAAUGGCCAUGUGUCUCAGGACCAAGAGGAGCCCAUCCACCUGGAGAGCACGGCCAGAGCACCUGCUGAGGAGGAGACCCAGUCCGUGGACUCAGAGGACAGCUUCGUCCCGGGCCGGAGGGCCUCUCUGUCUGACCUGACCGACCUGGAGGACAUCGAAGGUCUGACUGUGCGUCAGCUCAAAGAGAUCCUGGCUCGCAACUUCGUCAACUACAAGGGCUGCUGUGAGAAGUGGGAGCUGAUGGAGAGGGUGACGCGGCUGUACAAGGAUCAGAAGGGACUGCAGCACCUGGUGUGUGGUGCUGAAGACCAAAACGGGGGAGCAGUGCCGUCGAGUCUAGAAGAGAACCUGUGUCGGAUCUGCAUGGACUCGCCCAUUGACUGUGUUCUGCUGGAGUGUGGCCACAUGGUGACCUGUACCAAGUGCGGCAAGCGCAUGAACGAGUGUCCCAUCUGCCGGCAGUACGUGAUCCGAGCCGUACACGUCUUCCGAUCCUGAGGACUUGUACCGGCUUCUUCAGUGCCUUACAGGGACAUAGCUCAAGGUAUCUAGGCCCGCAGUUGGCCAGCUUGCAGGGGGCAGGCCAACAAGGAAAUCUGCAGUGUUCCCAAGACCAGGGCAAGCAAAGAUGCUGUGUCACCUCUUGGCAUGCCUGUCUUGGUUCAGAGGUGCAGCUCGGGGCCGGCAGAGCCUGAGGCCAGUGGGAACUGGUAGAUCACACGGGCAAGUCCCAGUUUCAGUGAUCUUGGGGUGAUCAUGGUGACUGAUGAAGAGAGGACUUUCCACAGUUUGGACCAUCUCUUUCUUCCUCUGAGAACCUAAACAGUUUCACCCUUCCUCCUGGAGUCUGCCCACCCGCCUGAGCUGUGUGCCUCUGUUUCACCCAUGAGAAGUCUUGGUAGAGAUGCCUCUCUUCCUCCCCAGCACACCUGGGUUCAUUUCUGGUCUCUCUGGCUUUCUGUGCUUUAAAACCAACCUUUGCUAAAGUCUCUUGCUUCAUUACUUAAAAUUCAUUCUUUCUUCAGACCAAAAAGAUGUUAGCUUACCAGACCAAUAGUAAUCCUCCUUAGGACAGGAUUUGGGCCAGUAAACUUAUCUUUGGUGAGAAAUGAAACACAAAUACCAUUGAAAGUUUUUGAAGUCAUUAAGAAUUGCUUCCUAAAGUGCUGGGAUUGGAAGCUAUCAGUCUCCUGACCGGACCUUGGGAGCCAACAAAGCAUCUAGCUCUCAAACUCCUGGGAAAUUCUGGUCUCUGUGCGUGAGCUGGUGCAUGGAUCAUCUCUGCUUCUCCUCUUAGGGCCCGACUUUGCACCAUCCUUCAUUCUAGUUUUUGAGAAGAGGAAAAGCACUGGGUGGAAGCAGUGGCUUUCUGCUUAGCUUUUGACUUCUCCAACAGAGAAGGCUUCUAUCAGUCUCCCUUGAGAAUGAAGUCUUUUUCCCGUGGAGGUUUUAAACACGGUCUGACUGAAGGCACAGACUUAGGCAGAGAGCCUGACUCUUCUCUAGCCAGACUUCCCAUGAAGUUCCUGGAGGCCAAGCAUGCAGGACAGAGUACCUGAGAGGUUCAGAAGGUACUGAAUGAGGCUGGAUUCAGCCCUUGAGUAGACAGCUGGAAGUUUUAGUUCCCCAGGUUGGUGGGGACUCCCUACUCCCAUUCCCUUUCUUAGCCUACUGACUUGGGGGCAGGUCAGGAACAGGCAUUCUCCAGGCCCUUUAGGAAGGACUGUGGAAUGAGUUAGUGAUAUUAGGGUCUUUUCACCACUGGAAGAGCGUAAGGAAAGUCUGCUGGAGAACCUUAGCCAAGCACAAACAUACAUAUGAUCAGAAGAGCGUGUGUGCAGCCAUUACCACUGGAUGAACUAUGCAAACCCUAAACACCUGAGGGCCUUGGCAGUCAUGCCUCCCCACCCCCACAGCCAAGACUUUGAAGAACCAACCAUGACUUUGGAAAGCAGUGAGAAACCUCUAAGGGAACCUAUUUAUUGGUACCGCUAAUCCUUUUUGGGGGAGUGAAAUAAUUUCAUAAAGUGGCUGUCAGCUGAACACUGGGCCACGUACCUCCACGUUAUACCAAGUCCUCAGUGAUUGGAUUCUGGGCUACUGCCUUUGUAGGGAACGGGGGGCGUUCAAGGUUUCCCUAUGAAGACACCAUCUUUCACCUUUCUGCUGGACAGUAAAUACUAGUUUACAGUGCCUACUAGUUUAGCAAAGGAUUCAAGCUACUUCUCAGUCCCACUGUGAAGCAGGUCUGCGUGUAUGCAGCUCCGUUAUAGCCUAGCAAUAACUGCAGAGCAGAAGCUGGCUCUGUCUCCCUGUUUAAAACUUGCUUUCUCUGUUGAGGCCUUACCUCUCCCUACCUGUUUCCCUCCUAGACAUGAGUUAAUAUCCGGAUGAUUGGUUUGUAACCUCAAUAAGAGAACUGAUGUCAUUUACUCAUUUUGGAGAAAGAACCUGCCUUGAAUUCUUCUAAUCUCUUUUGGUGAAGGUUUCCAUUUGGGGAAAAAGGUGUCAACCCCCCCCCCCCAUUUUUUGUUAUCUUCUUCAUUAUUUACCAGAUAAACGUUGGGAAUCCCCAGACCCCAUGUUCAGUUACUAUCUAAUCUAGGCAGAAACCCUGACUUUGAUCCUUUAAUGCUCUCUCCUGCCCCUCAUGGAUCCUUGGUCUUAAUUAUCAUGGAAACAUCUAAUUCUUCCAGUUAUUCCAUGGCUUUUGCUGUGAUUGUUCUGAGAUUUCAGUUGAGACUUGUUUUAAAAGCCUUGGAUAGCUGACUGGUUCAUAAUACAUUGCAAUAGCUGGAUCCACACUAGUAAGAGUAAGCUGUACAGGACUUAGUGCUCAAUAUAUAUUGUAUAAAUUUGUUGAACUCUUUUGGAUGUGAAUGUGUUAUUUCAAGUGGCUUAUAUUAAUAUUUUCUCAGACUUACUUGGGUGUUAAAGCAAACCCAAAUGUGUAUUUUUUGUUACAGAGCUCUGCUUUAUAAUUUUGUAAUAAAGUUCCAUUAUAGAUGCCUGUCCAAUCUGAUGUGAGGAUGCCAGAGGUCUGUUAAGUCUGACGUGAGCUGAUAAACCACAGGCUAAUCCCAGGCCGUGUGCAUACAGGCAUGCUCUUGAUAGACUGCAUUAUUCUUGGAGAUGCUUGGGCCAUGUGGCCUUGGUCAUGGAAAAGCCUAGAAGAGGAUGGGAGCAGGCUAGGAAAAGGACCAAUCCUCAGACUAAAAUAGCUUUGAAGAAGCAUCAGGUGAGUUCAUUUGACUCCGCCUUGGUAGAGCUGGACCUUAAAGACGUGGGUAGAAAGGAAUCUGAGGGCAGUCAGGGUGCCUAGUUAAGUCUUCACAUGACCCCGGGAGAUGGACAGGAGCUUGUGGAUGCAGCUGUGGUGGCUGGAGUGUGGCUCUGAGGUUGGCCCAGCCUUGAGGCAGACUGCCGUGUCUGUGCAAGUCUGUAUACCUUCCUGAGCAGGUGCCAGGAGAAGGGACUCCUGAGAACGCAGCCUUUGGGAGAGCUACAUUAAGCGCAACUCUGCGCUGUGACUGCCCGAAGGAGAAGGUGUUGUGCCAGAAGGGUGUAAAGGCUUGAAGUUGAGCCACAGCACUUUGUCCUCAUUGUUCUGGGCGGCUGACCCACACAGCACCCAGGAUGACCUCUUGUCUGCUGCCAACCAGAAGCAAAUAAACAAAGGCUCAAAAGAGGGCAGGCCACCAGGGCUCUGCCAGGGAGGUGUAAGAAGAUACUGCUUAGGAUCUUUGGAAGUACAUGGACACAAAAUUGUAAAUAACCUCAGCAGCAGAAAAAACAAACGUGUCAGAAAGACUGGAAGGAAAUAAACACCUCCAACAGUGGCCUGCAGGUAGCGCACCCAGUGAGGGGGCAGGCCUCUUUGCUGGGCAAGUGCGCCCUGAGUGAGACCGCAGGGGCAGGUGGGGCUGGGUCAGCCAGGCCGGAGGGCAGCUCUGCUGGCAGAAUCCCAAGGGGAGAGCCUCGUUCUGCUGCCCUGUCCAGCUGCUUGGCCUGAGGCGGCUGGAGAGGGCGAUGAAAAUUUUUGUAGGUCAGUGCUCAGAGGAGCAGCAGCUUUGGUCUCCACAGAGGGUAGAAAGAGUGUCUUAUUCUCAAUCCUGAAGCCAGACUGAAUGGUGUCUAUUCAGAAACACCAAAUAUCCUGGCCUAGAGUCAGGGCGGCACCACCUCCUCCUGCCUCUUCCUCCCAACAUGUUUUAACCAGCAGGUGGAAACCCAGGUCAGUCAGGUUGUAGUUGGCCUCCCAGCAGAGCAGGACCUUAGCCCAGCACACCGGUGGGGGCGGGGGGGGGGGGAGGGGCCCCAACUCACACAGACUUGAGCAAGUUUCAGAGGUUGAGUCACGUUAACCUUGCUCAGAGGGGCUGGACAAACAAGCCUGCCAAUUUGUUAAGAAACGAGAAUGAGAAUGGACCUUCAGAAGUCAGCAGAACUGAGUUGGAAGCCAGUUCAAAACCAGAUGGUGCCAUGAUGAGGCUGCACUCAGACCAGCAGGAGCUGGAACACACAGGUGCGAGGCUGUGGAAGUGGAAGUGGUGUGACGGCUCUGAAGUUACAGGCCAGGCCCCCUCCCCUGGGCAGGGGCUCAUGCCAGUGAGUUUCCCGACUCUGUAGACAACUUCAUGCCAGGCUCCGUGCUAAGUGCCUCACGUAACGCAUCUUGAGUGUACUUACUGAUUUUUCCCUGCCCAUUCCUCUACAGUUAUAGCUGUUAAGUUUCAGGGCUCAAUUUGAAACAGGUCUGUCUACACCUGCAUGGUCCAGUGUGGUACUCGCUAAAGUUGAAUGAAAAUGAAAAGUUCAGUUCCUCAGCUGUGUUAGCACAUUUCACGUGCUCAACAUGUGCUCAGCAGGCGAAUGCAGCUGGUUCACACCGGCUAGUGAUGUACAGGAUUCUGGUGCUGUUAAAACUUCAAUUGAACAGUACUUGUCUAUGCUGAACUGUUUUCCUUUUAUUCAAAUAAAUCAGCCUCGGGUGGCAUAAGAGCCAUUCUCUGUAAGCAGGCUGUGUAGAUCUGUUCUCAGGUGGGUUUUUAAAGAGCAGCCUUGUGUCCAUAUUUUGGGGAGGCAGAUUCUCCUGGAGCCCCGUCUCCCCAAGGAGCAGCCCAGACAACCUCCCUAUUCUUCAUAUAGGCCCUGUUUUCCUACCUGAUCCUGGUCCCCUCCCUUCAAACCAGACCCACACCCUGGAAUAGGAGAACACAGAGAAUUAAAGACAUAAAAUUCAUUGUUUUCUUUCAAAUGAGGCUUCAUUCCUGGCAAAAAGAGCCAGGCUGAAUAAAAGUUUUGCCAAAUAUAA